CGUCUCGGGGGCUACAGGCUGCGGGGCGGACGUAGCGCCGAGCGAUCCGCAGCCAAGCCGUGCGAGGCCGCGCGAACCCCGGGCCCCGGCCGUGAGCGAGCGCCGCCGCCGCCUGCGCCAGCCGGUCCCCGGACACGUCGCCGCCGCCACCGCCAGGAAGACAGCGAGCGCCGAGCAAGUUGAGAGCGCGCCUCUCCGCCCGGGGAAAGUUUCCCCCGCAGCCGUCCGCGGGAGUUGGCGCGGCGUCCGGCCGCCGUCUCUGGAAGGACAAGCUGGGCCAAUAAAAGAAAUAUACAGGAGCCCCUCUGACCAGGAGACUCUGUCCUGCUCAAGAACUGCCCAGGCGGAGCACCAUGGAAGGUGACUGUCUGAGCUGCAUGAAGUAUCUGAUGUUUGUUUUCAACUUCUUUAUAUUUCUGGGUGGGGCCUGCCUGCUGGGUAUCGGCAUCUGGGUCAUGGUGGACCCCACCGGCUUCCGGGAGAUCGUGGCUGCCAACCCCCUGCUCAUCACGGGUGCCUACAUCCUCCUGGCAAUGGGAGGCUUGCUUUUUCUGCUCGGCUUCCUGGGCUGCUGUGGAGCCGUCCGUGAGAACAAGUGUCUGCUAAUGUUUUUCUUCCUGUUCAUCCUGAUCAUCUUCUUGGCAGAGCUCUCAGCAGCCAUUCUGGCCUUCAUCUUCAGGGAAAAUCUCACCCGUGAAUUCUUCACCAAGGAGCUCACCAAGCACUACCAGGGCAACAAUGACACGGACGUCUUCUCUGCCACCUGGAACUCAGUCAUGAUCACAUUCGGUUGCUGUGGGGUCAACGGGCCUGAAGACUUUAAGUUUGCAUCAGUUUUUCGACUCCUGACUUUGGACAGUGAUGAGGUCCCGGAGGCCUGCUGCCGGAGAGAACCCCAGAGUCGGGAUGGGGUCCUGCUGAGCAGGGAGGAAUGCCUCCUGGGAAGGGACCUGUUCCUGAACAAGCAGGGCUGUUACACAGUGAUCCUCAACACCUUCGAAACCUACGUCUACCUGGCUGGAGCUCUCGCCAUAGGGGUUCUGGCCAUCGAGCUUUUUGCCAUGAUCUUUGCCAUGUGCCUCUUCCGGGGCAUCCAGUAGAGGGUGUGGCCUGAAGACUCAUCCCACCCACCACUGCCCAGAACCCAACAUCCUCCCCUCUCCCACACCCCUGCCCUCUUGGCCCCAGG
Molecule: messenger RNA, 1189 nt
Organism: Manis javanica (Malayan pangolin)
Lineage: Eukaryota; Metazoa; Chordata; Mammalia; Pholidota; Manidae
Gene: TSPAN18
Product: tetraspanin 18
Cellular component (GO): plasma membrane
Source: RefSeq, a predicted model, not a curated record